AUGUCUCCGUCCCUAGAGACGCUCGAGCGGAUUCGAGACAUCUUUCUCGAUGCCGCGUCGCACGCGCACGCUGACGCCCGCGCGGUUCUCGAGCGUACGGACCCGUCGAAGAUUGCUCGAGCGACGUCGAGCACCGGCGGCGGGUCGGUACAAUGUGACGUCGAAUGCGGUGUCGCUGGCGCGUUAUUCAGAGCUCUACGAACAGUGAACUGUGACGAGAGCUCACCAGAAGCGACGGUUCGAACGACGUCGCCGUACGGCGUCGAGCGAGAUCACACGGUUCGGACACUCGCGCAGGCGACGCUGGACGCGAUACCGGCGGAGACGUACACGGCGAUCUUUGCCGACGCGAGAUUGCGAGACGGGAGCGAUUCGGGGACGAUUUACGCGUGUACCUUAGAGAGAUACGCCGAGUUAAGGGAGGAGGGGCGGGCGAUGUGUUCGAAGUGCGGGAAAUUCGUGACGGGGGGCGAGAGAGGACUGUGGUGGCAUCGAAAGACGAAGCACGCGGACGCACACGCCGAGGCGAUGGAGGCGGUCGAUCGCGAGCGGAACGCGCUCGUCGCGAUCUCGUCAACGGCGUUAAAGGCGAGAGUGAACGGCGCGGACGCGGCGUACGUGGAUAACAAGUCGAAGAAGAAGACUCGAGAGGACGAUUUGAGCGCGGGUGUGAGCGCCGCGCGCUCAGGCGACCACUCGGUGCUAGACGCGCUCAUCGCGGCGCGGCGCGUCAAAGCGCUUCCCUCACCAGGUCUCGAAUCGGCUCGUCGCGGUGAUUUAGAGUCUCUGCGCGUGCUCGUGCGCGAUGGUUGGGAUCCGACGUCGACGAGCGCGGUGGAUCGACACGGGAGCAACGCCUUGCUCUGGGCCGCAGGCGGCGGUCACGUCGAGUGCGUCAAGUUUCUCAUCGAGUCGUGCGGAAUGGAUCCCGAAAAAGCGGUGCAGAACGGACGACGAUCGUACGCCGGUCGCAGCGCCUUGCACUGGGCGGCGAGAAACGGCCAUAUCGACGUGGUGAAAUAUCUCCUCUCGCGUGGCGUCGACGUGGAUAGCAAAACGUCAGACGGCUCCACAGCGUUCGCGUGGGCGUGUUGGCAGGGACACAUCAACGUUAUGCGAUAUCUCGUCGAACAAGCUCGAUGUGACUAUCUCCAUCGCAAUGCGUACGGGUGUAACUGCGCGUGUUGGUCCGCCAUGGGCCCAGGCGGCGUCGAGUGCUGCGAAUACCUCCGCUCGCUCGGCGUCGAGUUCAAUCUUAUCAACGCCAACGGUCAUAGCGCGCUGCACAAAGCGAGUCAGAGAGGAAACCGCGAGGUGUGCGAGUGGUUACUAGAAAACGCUCGAGAAAUCGGCCUCACCGCCGCGCACGCCGCUCCCGACGCCGAGCGAUACGAUCCGAGCGGGCACGCGCGCGUCGAGGGCUUCGCGGAUUUAGCCGCCUGGCUCGCCGAGCGCCAGCUCCACCUCCCAUCCGCGUAG
Messenger RNA from Ostreococcus tauri, 1479 nucleotides. Its product is annotated as Ankyrin repeat. Lineage: Eukaryota; Viridiplantae; Chlorophyta; Mamiellophyceae; Mamiellales; Bathycoccaceae. Gene Ontology annotation, molecular function: protein binding; transcription cis-regulatory region binding. The record is from RefSeq and is a predicted model, not a curated record. The transcript has a single exon. Gene Ontology annotation, biological process: positive regulation of transcription by RNA polymerase II. Gene Ontology annotation, cellular component: nucleus. Bases 1 to 1479 code for a protein of 492 amino acids.